This is a messenger RNA of Aspergillus novofumigatus IBT 16806, 1532 nucleotides long. It is a transcript of the gene usgS, whose product is annotated as transmembrane protein UsgS. The transcript has 5 exons. Lineage: Eukaryota; Fungi; Ascomycota; Eurotiomycetes; Eurotiales; Aspergillaceae. The record is from RefSeq and is a predicted model, not a curated record. Bases 115 to 1215 code for a protein of 366 amino acids.
CACUAUGUGGACUACUUCUAUUUAAAGGACAAAUUGUCGCUGGUAGGGAGCCUACUCCGUUUUAUCUUUCUCUCAUGAGAAUAACCCAGCGUGCUGGUUUGCUCAACGUCCAUCAUGUCCAAUUUCGAGCCUAAUGCCGUCAUCCGCGGUUUCCAGCUCACAGUCGUCGGCACUGUUCGAGCUCUGCGAAAUCCGGAGCUCUUCAAGUAUGACCAUUUUCGGCAGGCCGCUCUAGCAAUAGCUGUUGGAGUAAUCAUUCACCUGAUUAUCCAAAUUCCGAUCAUCGGUGUCAAGCUUCUCGUCUGGAUUGCAUCAUGGUUCUCCGAUCUAGAUCGUAGCUCAUGGGAUGAUUCCAUCAUGAAUGGCCUGGAUUUCCUCAACAACUCCGUCCUUCAGGUACCAUUCUUACUCAUGACUUUAAUGCGAUACGUUACGCCAACUUUGGAUGAGAUCUUUAUGGAGUCUUUGAAAUGGGUUGACUCAACCUACGUUCAGAAGCACAAGGCUGACGACCCAAAAACUCUUCGUGCUAUGUACUACCCGCACCUGGCGAUGUACUCAACCAAAGGAGCUACUGGUGUCUCAAAGCCGAUUCCGGAGGCAAUCAUUCUGUUUCUGCGGCGAUAUGGGCGCAAGUUCGGGACACUCCUGGGACUCUACAUGAUCUCGCUUCUUCCUGUUGUGGGAAGAUUCGUCAUGCCUGCAGCCUCCUUUUAUACAUUCCAGAGCAGCGUGGGAACAACUCCUGCAGCGGUAAUCUUCGGAACAGGUCUGGUUCUCCCAAAGAGAUUCGUUGUCAGGUUCUUGCAUACGUACUUUGCAUCUCGCAGUCUAAUGCGUGAACUGCUUGAGCCCUACUUUUGCCGGAUCCACUUCACACCAGAACAGAAACGCCGCUGGUUUAUGGACCGUCAAGGUGUUCUGUUCGGUUUCGCCUUCGCCUUCACUGUGGUCCUCAAGGCACCCUACAUCGGAGUGCUGAUGUACGGCGUUGCACAAGCAUCGACUGCAUACUUGAUCACAAAGAUCACAGAUCCCCCGCCCAGUCCUGCCGAAAGUGAAGGUUUCGCCGAGAGCCAAGUCACCUGGAAGAACAAGCACGACUUCCUGCGGCUGUCAUUGGAUAACCUGGACAAACUGAAUCUCCCUUCACAGAAUGAGGGGGAAGUGCAGGAGGCAAAAAUACCCCAAAGUCCGGGACGGAAGUUCUCUUGAAAAGCCCAGUCUUAUAGACCGGCAAGGUUUCAAUGCAGCAGAAGGCACAACGGUUGGGAUCAGUGGAUCGCUCUCGAGCAUAGCGGCAGACGCCGAGGGCCAAUAACCUGAGUGUGAAGGGUAGAUCCCCUGUCGUAUGUAGGAUCCCACACCUACCAUAUCUAUCACUUCGAAGGCUUUCCUGCCAUGUUUAUCAUCUCAAUUUCAGAACGAUGCCUUUCUUGGUUGGAUAUGAUUUGCUGUUACACUGCGGAGGCCCGCUGAUAAGCGAGAUACAGUGAUAAGAAUGCAUUGCUGAUACGUAGACAUCGCGUAAU